Phoenix dactylifera (date palm) is the source of this 4048-nucleotide messenger RNA. RefSeq lists its product as uncharacterized. The record is from RefSeq and is a predicted model, not a curated record. Gene Ontology annotation, molecular function: protein binding. Gene Ontology annotation, biological process: regulatory ncRNA-mediated heterochromatin formation; negative regulation of RNA catabolic process; RNA processing. NCBI's taxonomy places the organism in Eukaryota, Viridiplantae, Streptophyta, Magnoliopsida, Arecales, Arecaceae. Gene Ontology annotation, cellular component: catalytic step 2 spliceosome.
GGGUUCGCUCCUGCGAGUCGCUGCUUCGGCGGUCUUAACGGAUCCUUUUAAUAGCGGCCGGGCGGAGGCUCGCCUCAUCCCAUCGCCGUCUCAGACGAAGCAACGAAACCCGACAUGGAGACCGAAGCCGAGAAGAACGGCGGAAGAACAACCGACGAAGGAGGCCGAGGAGAAGACCCCCAGCCAAAUCCCCCAACCCCCUCCUUGUUCCCUCUCUUCCCCCUCUCCUCAAACCCAUCUCCGCCUCCCCUGAGCUCCUCCACCGCCUCCCAGUGGCUCUCCAACCCUAGCUUCACCUUCGACGUCUCCUCCCUGCCGGGAUCCGGCGGCGCCGGCCCCGUCGCCUCCUUGCCGCAGGACUCCGACUCCGAGGACGAGGCUGCCGCAGCCGAGGCGGCCCCUCCGGCGCGGCCGCCGACGUACGAUCUGGUGGCCUCCUCGCCCUCGGCGUCCUCGUCGGAAGAGGAUCGCCGGUCGAAGCGCAAGGAGGGUAGGAGGAAGAAGAAGAGGAGGAGGAGGGAGAGGGAGGGGCUGGAUGACGGCGCUUCGAGGAAGUCGGGGGUUCGAGCCUGGGUUGGGUCUGACACCAAGCCCGCCAAGGAUUACUACUUCGAUCUUCGUGGGGAUAGGGAUAAUUUGGCCUUCGGGAGCCUCUAUAGAAUGGAUGUUGCACGGUACAAACUCCAGAAUAGGAUAGGAUUUUCUGGGAUUAAUGUGCAAUUGUUUUAUCAUUGGAAACCUCCAAACUCAUGUGUGGAUGUGGAUGGAGAUCUUGAUGUACUGGACAGUAAAUUGAGAGCAGGAGGCCGAUAUUAUUCAGUGAAAUAUACUGCCUUGGAACGAAACAAGGGUUUCAAGCAUGCGAAAAUUGUUGAGAAGAUGUCUUCAAUGAUUCCUGGAGAAUUUAUCCCUCUAGCAGAGCUGCACUCUUCUCCUGAAAAUGGUAAAAAUGUUUCAAUAACAAAGGGAGAGGUUGAGGAAUCUUGGGAAGAUGAAUUAAUCCAAAGAACGAGAGAGUUUAACAAAAUGUCCAGGGAAUUUCCUCAUGAUGAAAAAGUUUGGUUAGCCUUUGCUGAAUUUCAGGAUAAAAUUGCAAGUACUCAACCUCAAAAAGCAGCUCGCUUGCAGACACUUGAGAAGAAGAUUAGUAUAUUAGAGAAGGCUGUGGAGCUUAAUCCAGAUAAUGAGGAACUGUUGCUUUGUCUUCUGAAGUCUUACCAGGGAAGAGAUAGCACUGAUACUCUUAUAGGAAAGUGGGAGAAAAUACUCAUGCAACACUCUGAUAGUUGUAAGCUGUGGAAAGAGUUUUUACUUCUCUGCCAAGGAGAGUUUUCCCGGUUCAAGGUUUCUGAAAUCAGGAAAAUCUUUGCUCAUGCCAUCCAGGCUAUAUCUUCAGCUUGCAGCAAGCUCUGUAGGCAGGGUAGUCAAACUGAUAGCCUGCAAUCAGUGGAUUCAUCGUUGGCUGAACUAGAACUUGGUCUGGUUGAUAUAUUUGCAGGCCUUUGCAGGUUUGAGUGGCAAACUGGCCACCAAGAAUUAGCAACUGGAUUGUUUCAAGCUGAAAUAGAGUACAGUUUAUUUUGCCCAUCCUUGCAUCUUGGCUCACAAAGUAAACAAAGACUCUUUGAACACUUCUGGAAUAGUGGUGGUGCCAGAAUUGGAGAGGAUGGAGCACUUGGCUGGUCCUCGUGGCUGGAAAAAGAGGAACUAUCCAGGAAGAAUGAUUUUACAGAACUAAUAUCUCAAGAAACUGAAGAAGGUGGCUGGACUGGUUGGUUUGACCCUUCAUCAAAAAAGACUGGAACAAGUAAUGAGCCGGAAAAUUCAAUGGUGACUUCUCUGGGUGAUGAAAAGAUCGAGGAGAACCCUGAGACCGAAGACACUCCACUGGAAGAUGAUAUAGAAACAUUACUAAAGAAGCUUGGAAUCAACGUAGAUGCUGAGCUUGAUAGUGAGGUUAAAGAUGCAAAGACUUGGAAUAGAUGGUCUGAGGAGGAGCUAUCAAGGGACCAUGAGCAAUGGAUGCCUGUUUGCGAACAUUCUGGUGAUGAUGGAAAAUCAAGAUACCCUCCUGAUGAUAAUCCAGACAAAGAUGGCAAUGAACAACUUUCAAGGGUCAUCUUGUUUGAAGAUGUAAACGAGUACCUUUUUUCUUUGUCUUCAGAGGAGGCUCGUUUCUUAUUGGUGUGCCAGUUCAUUGAUUUCUAUGGUGGCAAUAUUUCUCAAUGGACAUGUACAAACAGACCCAGUUGGACUGAAAAGAUUCUUAGCUUAGAGACUGUACCAGAUUCUAUUUUAGAAAAUCUGAGAGUUGUAUUUGGCCUAGUGAAUAAGACUGAAGCUUCUGUUAAAUUGGAGCAUCUUUUGUGCCACACAAGUGAUUUAUCAAGACAAACUAACAUGAUGAAGUUCCUUCGAAACUCAAUUCUGCUUUUUCUUAAUGUUUUUCCACGUAAUCAUCAGUUGGAAGAAGCUGUUCUCAGUGCUGAAGAAUUGUUUAUGUCUAAAGAAAGUUCUUCAACAUUUUCUGUCAAUCCAUCACGAACUUUAGCCAAAAGCCUAUUAAAAAGAGAUCGACAGGACCUGUUACUUUGUGGUGUAUAUGCACGAAGUGAGGCCUCUUAUGGGAAUAUUGAUCUUGCAAGGAAGAUAUUUGAUAUGGCAUUAGCAUCUAUUGAUGGACUUCCAAUGGACCUUUGGGAAAAUGUCCCCCUUCUGUACUUCUGGUAUGCUGAAAUGGAAGUGGCAACAUCUACUUCAUGCAACAAUUCUAAGUUGUCCUUGCAACGUGCUGUUCACAUUUUAUCCUGCUUAGGUGGUAACAUGAAGUACACGCCUUUUAAGUGUCAAACAUUGGGUCUGCAACUCUUAAGGGCACGUCAAGGGUUCAAAGAACAGAUUAAAAGCUUGCGAUCUGCAUGGGCCCGUGGCGAUGUAAAGGAACAUUCUGUUGCUUACAUUUGUUCAGCUUCUUUGUUUGAGGCCUUGACUACGGGUUGGUCUGCUGGUAUUGAAGUUAUAGAGCAGGCCUUUGCAAUGGCACUUCCAGAAAGAAGAAGCAGGAGCUUGCAACUUGAAUCCUUGUGGGUCCAUUACAUUGGUGUGCUCCAGAAACAUGUUAAGCAGUUGAGGUUCUCAAGGGUGUGGGAGGCUAUAGCACAAGGGCUUCAAAUAUAUCCUUACAACCCAAAACCUUAUAUUGCCAUGAUAGAAGCAAGCUAUCUUUAUACCGUGCCAAACAAAGUUCGUAUUAUGUUUGAUGAAUGUAGUCAGAGGAACCCAUCUGUAAUUUUGUGGCUCUUUGCAUUGUCAUUUGAAUUGGGCAAAGCUGGCUCUCAGCAUAGAAUUCAUGGACUUUUUGAGAGAGCGUUGGCGAAUGUUAAAUUACAGAAAUCGGUAUUAAUAUGGCGCUGCUACCUUGCAUAUGAGGCAGAUAUUGCACGUAAUCCUUCUGCAGCAAGACGGAUUUUCUUUAGAGCCAUUCAUGCCUGCCCGUGGUCGAAAAGGUUAUGGCUUGAUGGAUUCCAAAAAUUAAGCUCUAUUUUGACUGCGAAGGAGCUGUCUGAUCUCCAGGAAGUCAUGCGUGACAAAGAAUUGCACCUGAGGACUGAUAUCUAUGAGAUCCUCUUGGAGGAUGGGACAGAGAUAUGACGUUUCUUACCGUUUAAUGACUGUAACAUCACAAUGUAGCAUAAAAUCUGACUCCUGUCAUCGUGUUCAGCCUAAAACCUUGGUUGUUCAAGGAAACAGAAGGCCAAAAGAGGACUGGAAUCGCCCAUCAAGGUGUGAUAGCAAGUCCCAUUCAUGUAAAGAUUCUGCGACGAACAUUCUGAAAGUUCUUACGAGCAGUAGUCUUUGCAUGAACUGCCAGGUGGUUAUUUUGCUGGUGCUCGAAUAGUUGAAUCACCCAUAAUUAGAAACCCAACAGAUUGUUUUACUAGGUCCAGAAUUAAGUGCGAGCCAAACUCAAGCUGCUCGCGAACAGCUUGUUGAAGGGAUUUAUCGAGUGUCACAAAAAAGGGGAUUUAUUGAGUGUUUCUGACCUGUU